Messenger RNA from Cyprinodon tularosa, 1625 nucleotides. RefSeq names its product RAB32a, member RAS oncogene family (gene rab32a). Gene Ontology annotation, cellular component: vesicle; Golgi apparatus; trans-Golgi network. The coding region runs from base 208 to 849 and encodes 213 amino acids. The transcript has 3 exons. NCBI's taxonomy places the organism in Eukaryota, Metazoa, Chordata, Actinopteri, Cyprinodontiformes, Cyprinodontidae. Gene Ontology annotation, biological process: vesicle-mediated transport. Gene Ontology annotation, molecular function: GTP binding; GTPase activity. The record is from RefSeq and is a predicted model, not a curated record.
GAGGAGGAGCAGCAGGAGGAGGAGGAGGAAACAGGAGAAUUAGAAAGUAGUGGUGAAGGAGGGACAGAAUAGGGGGUGAUUCCUUGACCGAGCCAGCUCUCUAACCUGCCCAGUCCUCCUCCUCCUCCUCCUUCUCCUGUCACCGCAGCUAUAUGAGCCAGAAAGCAGAAGUUGCCCAAAGUUUAGCAAGCAGCUUUCAGUCUCAGCAUGGCCGGAGGCUCAGUGUCAGAGUGUAAGGAGUAUCUGUUCAAAGUCCUGGUCAUCGGGGAGUUAGGAGUCGGUAAAACCAGCAUCAUUAAACGUUAUGUCCACCAGCUGUUCUCACAGCAUUACAGGGCGACCAUCGGAGUCGACUUCGCUCUGAAAGUCAUCAACUGGGACAGCAAAACUCUGGUGCGCCUACAGCUGUGGGACAUCGCAGGGCAAGAGCGAUUCGGGAACAUGACAAGGGUGUACUACAAAGAAGCUGUCGGGGCGUUUGUUGUGUUUGACGUGACGAGGGGCGCCACAUUCGAAGCUGUGUCUAAAUGGAAGCAUGACCUGGACAGCAAGGUAAAGCUGGCGAAUGGCAACCCUAUCCCUGCUGUUCUCCUCGCCAACAAAUGUGACCAGAAGAAAGAUGGCGUCAACAACUCAACACUAAUGGACAAUUUCUGCAAAGAGACAGGCUUCCUGGGCUGGUUCGAGACAUCUGCAAAGGACAACAUUAAUGUGGAUGAAGCAGCUCGUUUCCUGGUAGAGAACAUCCUGGCGAAUGAUAAAGGAUUGCCAUAUGAGGAGAGCAACGGAGACCGCAUCAAACUGGACCAGGAGACUAUAGCUGCUGAGAGCAAGUCAGGCUGCUGCUAACAUUCAAUCCACUCACAUUAGCCAUCCACAUCCCUUUGGUGGGGUCCAGUGAGUUCAUCCAGCCUGUGGCUCCAGCUCCCUGAUGCAACCAGAGACAAAGAUUCAUAUUUUUUUUUUUUUGCUUUUGUCUCUUCAAACCUUCAGGAACUUUUCCCUGCACUGAUACCCGUUUGACUUGUGCAUCCAAGGUUUCAUUAGUCAGUUUUAUUUUUGAUAUUGCCUCUAGAUUUUUAAGUGCAUUUAGGGGGAUGUUUUUUUUUCUUCUUCCACUAGAAAAUGCUUACAAUAUGUACAGCGGAUUUUCCGACUGUUGCCCUGACAACCUCUUCAUUCUUGGACUAAUAUCGAAUAUGGGGGGUUUGUGGUGCACUCGCUAUAGAAAGUUGAGAAGUGCAAACUUGAAAAGAAUUGUUGUCCUUGUGAUUGUCACUUUAUUGUAUUAAUCAAUAUUACCCCAUGUGUGUUUUGUUGUCUAAGCUACCAUUUAAAAAAAGAACUAUUUUUAAUUAUGCUGUAGCUUUUAUUAAGUGCCUGUAGAUGGACAUCACAUUUUAUUUCUCACAGAAUGAAUUCCACUUAGUGUUGUCAUUAUUAUGUUUUUAGCAAGACAUUCUGUAACACCUUUUCUUAACUUGGAUUGCUGUAUAUGCUCUUCUUAACUAUUGUGCUAUAACAUUUUUAUUAUUUUACUAAAGGAGUUAGGAUUGUUAUCCUUUUUUGUAGUUCAGUCAAUAUUACACUGCAGAAAAAUAACAGUAUUUCACUAAAAACAAAAA